UUCUAAUUAAAAAAAAAAGCGGCUAGCCAUGUUGGAUCUCUUAAUAGCGGCAUUUCGAGACAAUUUGUUGACUGAUUUGGACAUCAGAGAAGAAGUCAAUUUAUGUUUGCGGAACGUGUGAGGGUUGAAGUCGAUACCGUGAUGCAAGAGAACGGAAAGAAACUUACCAUGAGAUCGUUGCAAAAUUUGCCAUGUUUAGAGAGAUGUUUAAAGGAAUCGCUACGUUUAUAUCCCACUGCAUUUUUUAUAUUACGAGACGUUAAGGAAGAUGUAAAAUUACAUUUAUAUGUCGUACCUGCUGGAACAAUCUUAUAUCUUAAUAUCUACGGAGUUCACAAAGACCCCAAUUUUUGGCCAAAUCCAGAAAUAUUUGAUCCGGAUAGAUUUUUGCCCGAGAGGGUCCAGAAUCAUCAUCCUUAUUCUUAUCUACCGUUCAGCGCAGGACCGAAGAAUUGCAUAGGUCAACGAUUCAGUCUGUUGGAGUGUAUGAUUGCUUCUUUGGUGCACAAUUUUUACUUGGAGCCCAUAGAUUAUUUAAAGGACCGAUCAGCCGCAAACAAACUUUCAAAACUAACAAGAAUACCACACGAGUGUAAGAAAUUGACGAAAAUAUUUUAUAGAAUCUUAUAA
Messenger RNA from Formica exsecta, 630 nucleotides. Its product is annotated as cytochrome P450 4C1-like. Gene Ontology annotation, molecular function: oxidoreductase activity, acting on paired donors, with incorporation or reduction of molecular oxygen; monooxygenase activity; heme binding. The record is from RefSeq and is a predicted model, not a curated record. The transcript has 4 exons. The coding region runs from base 103 to 630 and encodes 175 amino acids. NCBI's taxonomy places the organism in Eukaryota, Metazoa, Arthropoda, Insecta, Hymenoptera, Formicidae.